CAGGCACAGCACAGUGGAACGGUUCGGUACGGUUGGCGUAACCUGCUACGCAUUCGGAAGGUAUGAGCCGUAGCCGCCGGUCAUCGUUUGGCCACCAGCACUAUCAGCAGCAGUUUACCGUCACAUCCACUAUCAACUACGACGAUGGGUUGUGCGAUGGUACCAGCGGUCCUGGGCUGGUCCCAACCGGCGGCACAACAUCUUCACCGUCGCGGUUUAGCGACUCAUCCUACUCGAACCUGGGAUCCCGCCUGACCGCGUAUGUCGCCCAAUCGCCACACGCUCCACAGCCACCAUCACAGCCCACCCUUCCACCGUCGUCCGCAUCUUCGGUUUCCUCCAUGACUGAUCGAUAUGGUGCCGCCGCCGAGGAGUCACUGAGACCGUGUUGCAUCUCUCCGGCCGCUCCGGUCACAAACAGCAGUCAUGCCGGGAGUAACGUAUCCAGUGACCGAUUCUCGACGAGUUCUGCACCAAACUCCAUCAUCUAUCCGGAAACGCGCAAUGGACCACAUCACCGUUCCAUGUCACCUGGAUCACGCACAAGAUAUCCCGUUCCGGAACGGUUCCGAGAUCCGCCUGCUUCGGCACCUCCGCAGCAAACGACACAACCGAAGCUGGACCAGUUUGGCAACUAUCUCAUCAGCAAUGCACCACUGAUAACGACCUCCGAAAGUUACAACUAUCUCACCUCGACUGUACAUACACCGGUCAAGCGAUACAUACCGACACCACCGCCUCCAGAGAACUUCCAGCAUGAGCCGACGGCGGGUGGCCUAGGCGCUAGUCUGAUGGCCGGUCUGAUGGCAUCCGGUGGAGGUAUCAACAUCAUCAACCAUCCGCAAGCUGGCAAUGGGACGGGAUCGCUUCUCAAGUCGCUACCAUACCGUCUAAAGGUGCCGAAAGCGGAUGGGUCCGGAAUGGGAGAGGAUACGACGGAUCAUUACGCUACACCACCAAGAGCACGACCGGUCGGUAGCAAAUGUCAGCAACCGAUCUGUACAUUCACCCAACAAACCUCCGGAGGUGGUACACUCGGUCGUCAGACGCUACAGCCAGAUUACUCAAUGUUGCGGGCAGCCACUCCGGUAAGCAUCAUGAGCGAACCGAUGGUGAUCGGUCAUCAACCAUCGUCGGACGAGGAGCAAUGCUACCAGUGCAACAGUCUCCGACAAGCGACCGGAGUACAUCAGACGACUCAAACGUCCGGUCCGAUCAGUCCGCAACCGCUCUCGAUCUCGUCCGUAUCGAUGUCUGACAUGGAGCGCCAAUCGCCCCUCAGCCCACCGUCACUUGUGUCGCAUGCAUCGUACGCCCACCAUCAUCACCAUCAUCACCAUCAUCAUCAUCAUCAGCAACAGCAGCAGCAGCAUUACACACUCGCCACUCCCGCUGACGAUGGACGAAACGCACAGCAGUCGCUUAUUAUCGCGCAAUCGCACGCACUGAGCAGUGCGUGUAGCAACCCAUCGAUAAUCAUCCAGUAUCAACAUCAGCAGCACAUUCAGGCGCAUCAGCAGAUUCAACAGCAGCCGCUUUAUCAACAGCUUCAGCAGCUACAGCAGCAACAUGCUCAGCAGCAGCAGCAGCAGCAACAACAUCAUCACCAGCAACAGCUACAGUUGCAACAUCAGCAAGCACAACAACAAGCUCAACAACAAGCUCAGCAGGUUCAGGCUCAGCAGCAGCAACAACAGCAGCAGCAACAGCUGCAGCAUAUGCAUCUUCCCAGACUUCAACCCGAUUCUACGCCUUCCACCCUGCAGCGAAACGUACAGGCGAUACGCCAACAACGGUUGACGCACAAACAGCGCAUUAAGGAGUAUCUGCGUCGCAGCACAUCACAAUUCUUCGGUGUCGAUCAACUGCACGAAGAUUACGAGCAGCAAAAGUGGGAAGACCGGCAGAAGCGUUUCGCUAUCCGGCGGUUCGGUUCCCUUAAGGACGAACUACCGGCAAAUGCACGGCCCAACGAACCGAGUGCGGAUGUGAUGAACGACCAUCUUACGCACAGUGAUCGACCGGACAUACUACCUGCACAAAGUCAGGAUGAACCGGAAACGGAACAGAAUCGCCGACAGCGGUUCAACCCAUACUACCGUCACGAGGGUAGUGAAGAGUUCCUGGUCGAGCGGAAACCGUCCGUUUCGCGGAUGAUGCUGAACGGGAUUGUGUUUGUGGUGCAGAGCCUCCGUAACAGGAUUCCACGCAGACAGAAGCAGUGGUCACGUAGCUUUGCGCCGGCACACGUGGCGUUGAACAAUGAUGACAAUGAUAUCUACGAUGGGUUAACGCCGGUACAGGAGGAUGAGAUGUUUUUCGACAUCCCGGGCGGUGGUGCUCAGAAUGGGAACGGUGCUGGAGGUCCUCCGGGACCGGAGCAAGACCUUGGCGCUGCGGUUCAGGAUAAUUCCCAUCAGAUAUACAUGCUCGAGACGGACCGGGCGUUGGUGAGCAAUGGAUGGCGGACGCGAACAGCUGAAGAGCAACUUCAUCUACAGGAUCCCGCUGCUCGGGCCGAGCGUAAUAAUGCAAUGUUCCAGUUUUUCUACGGCCAGCGUAUACCGGGCUCAAUACUGGAGAGUGUACUGGACAACUCGAGACGUCCAUCGCGCCACUGCAUUAAGCUGUUGCGCCCAAACGCGCUAGACGAUCGGUAUGACUACCGGCCAUUCUUUACUUACUGGAUCAAUACAACGCAGAUACUGGUGCUGCUGUUAACACUGCUGUGUUACGGCGUUGGUCCGAUCGGGAUCGGAUUUGAGCAGAAAAGCAGUCAGGUGCUGGUGACUAGUUUGAGCUUGCAAACGGUACAACACUACGAGCCACGAAACAUUUGGAUAGGACCACGAAGAGAUGACUUAGUGCACCUGGGAUCCAAAUAUGCGCCCUGCAUGCGCAGAGAUGGCAAAAUCAUGGAUCUCAUAUCGAAGACAAGAAAACAGGAGCGCGAAACAGCCUGCUGCAUACGAAACGAUGAUUCCGGCUGUGUGCAGAGUUCACAGGCCGACUGUUCCGUGCGAGGGCUAUGGCCUACGGUAUUGGCACCAUUGCCGCUGCAAACGUUGGGCAUGCCCUUUAUUCACUCGUCUAACCUCUCCCAUCUUCAGACCAUCUCGACGUGGAAGAAAUGGUCCCCGGGUGAUUCUGGACCGGGUGGACGCAUCUCGGGCAGCGUCUGCGGUCUCGAUCCGAAGUACUGCGAUGCGCCGGCCUCGGUUGCACCGCACGAAUGGCCGGAUGACAUCACCAAGUGGCCUAUCUGUCGGAAAAACAAUCAGUUUACGCAACGCUUCCGCUUUAAGGAUCACACUGCCGAGCACAUGGUCUGCGAGGUGAUUGGCCAUCCGUGCUGUAUGGGAAUAUCGGGCGAAUGUCGCAUUACGACGCGCGAGUACUGCGACUUUGUGCGUGGUUACUUUCACGAUGAAGCAUCCCUGUGUUCACAGGUUUCCUGCUUGAAUGACGUGUGCGGUAUGUUUCCGUUCAUCGUGACCGAUCUUCCCGAUCAGUUCUAUAGGCUGUUCACGUCACUCUACAUACACGCUGGUAUCGUUCAUCUCAUAAUCACUGUUGCCUUUCAACACAUACUCCUCGCGGAUCUGGAGCGUCUGUUGGGAUCACUGCGAACGGCGAUAGUUUACAUCGGUUCGGGUAUCGUUGGCAACCUGACCAGUGCCAUCUUCAUGCCCUACAAGGCAGAGGUUGGUCCUUUACCAUCUUUGGCGGGAACUCUAUCCUCGCUGCUGGUGCUACUUAUUCUGUGUCACUGGCGAAAUUUGAAGAAACCACAGUACGCAAUGUUGAAGAUGCUCUUCCUAGGCUGUUUGCUUUUCGGUAUGGGCACCUUGCCAUGGCAGCAAAACUUUACCGGCUUGAUAUCGGGGCUGCUGUUCGGUAUCACCUUCACCCUCGCUCUCACCCCAUACCUCAGCUUCACCAAGUACAGUAGGAAAGGCAAGAUCAAGCUAGUGUGGACCUGCUUUGUGCUACAUUUCGUGCUGUAUGCGCUCAUCUUUCUGGUGUUCUACCUGUUUCCGACCAUAUUCUCGCUCAACUUUCUCGAGGGCAAUCAAAUCUCGAGCAUCAACGAUAACAACGGCAUGCACGAUCACUUCAACCCGUACGACACGUUCAACUACUUUAAUGGUAAGAACACUGACGGUGGUUCCUCGCACGGUGGUAUGUUGCCCGGCGAGGGCGGCAGAAAUGGGGGCGACGUGGGUGGAGGCGGCGGCAGAAUCAAGGAUUACGAUCGUGGCGGAGGAGGCAGCAACCGGUACGGAGGUAAUGGGGGUGGCGGUGGUGGUGGUGCUAUUAGCAUGUCGGGCGGCACGAUAAAAGCCAUUAAUCCCAAAUACAAUAAUAUAAAUAGUAACGGUAAUCUGAACGCAAAAUCCAAUAUUCAUAGUUAUAAGAUGGUAGCUAUAUGUGAGAAGGGACAGUGCAAUCCGCGUCCGAACGCAUGACGUCGAUGUGUUUUACGCUCGGUUACGACUACAUCAAUACAAUUGAUUUCCAUUUUAUUCAUCCUUAUCACAAUUAUUGUACCGUUACAUGAUAACGCAUAUAUACCGAUAUACUCCAUAUACCACGUGAAGCAGUGAACAACCGGAUGCAGGAAAACCUAGCUAAAAAGAAAAAUGAUACAAAAAAAAAUGAAAAAGAAAACCCCAGUUUAGGAAAAUCGUCUGCGGAAACAGGGCGACCCUAGUAUGUCACCAAUGUAUUACAUGUCAGUGGAUCGGCUAGCGAAUAUGCGAACAGAUUAGUGAAUGGUGUACACGCCACGUGGUGAAGCUGGCAAAAUCUAAGUAAAAAAAAACGGUAACGAAAAUUGAAUGAAAUAUAUAAUGAAAAACGCA
Anopheles funestus (African malaria mosquito) is the source of this 4865-nucleotide messenger RNA. RefSeq names its product inactive rhomboid protein 1-like. Gene Ontology annotation, biological process: regulation of protein secretion; regulation of epidermal growth factor receptor signaling pathway. The coding region runs from base 63 to 4469 and encodes 1468 amino acids. NCBI's taxonomy places the organism in Eukaryota, Metazoa, Arthropoda, Insecta, Diptera, Culicidae. Gene Ontology annotation, cellular component: endoplasmic reticulum membrane. Gene Ontology annotation, molecular function: serine-type endopeptidase activity. The transcript has 6 exons. The record is from RefSeq and is a predicted model, not a curated record.